UUACAAGCGCCAGGUCAGAACAUUGAGUGCGGUACUGAGAGGCGCACACAUUGUUCCACGCUGAGUAAACAGAGUCAAACGCUGGUGUUUUUUUCACCGGGGAGGUCGCUUCUCCUACACGAAAGCCUGAACAAACACUUUUUUCACCAUUUUACAGUUUCCCCAGACAGGAGGCGAGUCCUGUGGCCAGCCGGGCAGAUUAAUUCAGGUGUGUCCUGGCUUAACUAUUAAACUAGACUGCGGGUGACCACACAUUCACUUGGGAGAAUGUCGAGAAAGGUCAUUUUUCUGCUGUCUCUGGCGCUUUCGUCGGCUCAGCAACUCUGCAAACCAGAUGUUUCAAAUGGUUACAAGGUUCGGCUUAGCCUUCAAACAGCUUUGGGAGACAAUACGUAUGUCUGGGACCAAAACGAAAUGUUCCUCUUCCGGGCCACGCUGGCUUACACCAUGAGGAAUCAUUUUGACGGCCAGGGCUUUCAAGUGGCCAACAUCAUUGUUUGUGAGGAGACGCCGCGAGUGUCUUUCUGGUUCGUGGUCACGUGGCCAAAUGACACAACCCAUUUGGUGGAUGGAGGCGAGGUGGAGCUGGCAAUCAGGAAGUCUCGGAACCGCAUCAACAACGCCUUCCUGUUGAGCGACCGUACUCUGGAGUUUGUGGGCAUCUCGCCCACUCUGGCGGUGCCCUACCAGCCCCCCACACCGCCGUGGCUCAUCGCCUUUGGGGUGGUCAUGGGCACCGUUGGCGCGGGAUUUGUCAUUCUCGUCAUCUCCUCGGCGAUGCAGAAGAGACGAAAGAAGAAGGAGAACGUGGAGGACGUCACAGAGGAUGAAGACGGUGACGUAGAGACACAGUCGCCCAAAUCGCUGAAGAACGGCAGCGUCCGACAGGACCCGACCGGCGUUUCCAACGUCGCCUUCUCCGACGAUGAGCGAGUCACACAAAUGUAAUUUCAAAAUUCCAAACACUUCAAUUUGAGGAAAAGAACAUCUACAAUACACCGCACACACGUCUUCAAGUUGAUCAACUGUUUAUUUUUUAAUCAUUGCGAACGUCUUCUUGAAUCUGUAUGCUUUUAGAUACAUUUGUGGGUACAAGUUCUAAAAUAAAUCCAAAUGUGAAGUACAAAA
This is a messenger RNA of Syngnathus typhle (broad-nosed pipefish), 1128 nucleotides long. It is a transcript of the gene cltrn, whose product is annotated as collectrin, amino acid transport regulator. The record is from RefSeq and is a predicted model, not a curated record. Bases 268 to 948 code for a protein of 226 amino acids. The transcript is spliced from 6 exons. NCBI's taxonomy places the organism in Eukaryota, Metazoa, Chordata, Actinopteri, Syngnathiformes, Syngnathidae.